AAAGAAGCAAAGAAAUGUUAAUACAGGAGAACUCUUUUCGCGUGGAAAAAAAGAAGAAAAGCAUAAAACAAAAACAAAAGUACCAAAGCAAAGUCAUAAGACCAAAUCGAAAGUCUAAACUCAAACAAAGUAGACACGUGUACUCAUGGCCCCUUGGUAAAAUUUACAAUGAUAUGCUGAUUGGUGAAGUUUAUUUUUCUUUUGUGCAAUUUUUAUCGAUGAAGUUAAAAGCUAUAGAUCUUCACCUGAAUGAACCACCAUUGCUGAGAUAGAAAGCUAUAAAAUCCUUCAUUUACCACCCCCCCUUUUUUUUUUUCUUUUUGCCUGUUACAGUGUCUCUCGCUCCCGCUCGUUUCCCCAUUCUCCAAGCCAAAGCAAGAUCUUUGCUUUUUGUUUACUUUUGAUUUGAUUUGAUUUAUUUUUAUUUUCUCGCACAAAGCUCUAAUCUUGAUUCAACAACCAUUCACUGAUUUAAAUCACAUAACUCCUAAUUGCCGUUUGUUAUUAAAUCUCGAAAAAAAGGGGUUCCUUUUAUUUUUCAGUUUUUUGGAUUAUAAACAAAAAAAUCCCAUUUUUACGGUGAGAAAAUGGGGAAGGUGGCAGUUGGGGUGGCGGUGGUAUGUGGGGUAGCGGUGGCAGCGGCAGCAGCGGUGGUGGUUCAUCGGAAAAUGAAGAAGUCAGGGAGGUGGAUCAAAGCAAUGGAGUUAGUGACAGAGUUUGAAGAAAAGUGUGCGACCCCGAUUUGGAAGCUGAGACAAGUGGCUGAUGCCAUGACUGUAGAGAUGCAUGCUGGCCUUGCCUCUGAAGGUGGCAGCAAACUCAAGAUGCUCAUCAGCUAUGUUGACAAUUUGCCUACUGGGAAGGAGAAGGGAUUAUUUUAUGCAUUGGACCUUGGUGGCACUAACUUCCGUGUGUUACGAGUGCAAUUGGGAGGGAAGGAUAGUGGUAUUGUCAACCAACAGUUUGAGGAGGUUUCUAUUCCUCCAAGUUUGAUGACAGGAACGUCAGAUGCACUAUUUGACUAUAUUGCCGCAGAACUUGCAAAAUUUGUAGCACAAGAAGGCAUGGAUUUUCAACUUACUCCCGGUAGGCAGAGGGAGCUUGGUUUUACCUUCUCAUUCCCUGUGAUGCAAUCAUCCAUUGCUUCUGGAACCCUUCUUAGGUGGACAAAAGGCUUCUCGAUAGAUGAUGCAGUUGGCCAAGAUGUGGUAGCAGAAUUAACUAAGGCCAUGGAAAGACAAGGUCUUGACAUGCGUGUCUCAGCUUUGGUCAAUGACACCAUUGGAACACUAGCUGGAGGUAGGUAUACUAACAAUGAUGUUGUUGCUGCUGUGAUCCUUGGUACUGGAUCAAAUGCAGCAUAUGUGGAACGUGCACAUGCAAUACCAAAAUGGCAUGGUCUGUUACCCAAGUCAGGAGAGAUGGUUAUCAAUAUGGAGUGGGGUAACUUUAGGUCAGCUCAUCUUCCAUUAACAGAGUAUGACCAUGCACUAGAUGCAGAUAGUUUAAACCCUGGUGAACAGAUUUACGAGAAGUUAAUAUCUGGUAUGUAUUUGGGAGAAAUUGUCCGCAGAGUUCUGUGUAGGAUGGCUGAGGAAGCUGCAUUUUUUGGUGACAUUGUUCCACCAAAACUUAAAGUGCCAUUCAUAUUGAGGACUCCUGUUAUGUCAGCAAUGCAUCAGGACACUUCCCCUGAACUCAAAGUGGUAGCUGAUAAAUUGAAAAAUAUUCUUGAGAUAUCAAAUACCUCUCUGAAGAUGAGAAAAGUGAUUGUUGAGCUUUGCAACAUUGUUGCCACACGUGGGGCACGUCUUUCGGCUGCUGGUGUACUGGGCAUCCUGAAGAAAAUGGGAAGAGACGCAGUCAAGGAAGGGGAGAAACAAAGAACAGUAAUAGCUAUGGAUGGUGGACUAUUUGAGCACUACGAAGAAUACCGCAGGUGCUUGGAGAACAGCCUAAACGAAUUGCUCGGACAAGAGGUAACUGAAACGAUUGUAGUUGAGCAUUCAAAUGAUGGUUCUGGCAUUGGAGCCGCUCUUCUUGCUGCUUCCCAUUCACAGUAUCUCGAAUCGGAUGAGUCCUGAGAUCCGCAAGAACCGGUUCUGCCAUUAUUUUCUAGUUAUUUCUAAGACAAAUUUUUUUCCUGGGGGAUUAGCAUUUUUUUCCUUUCUCAAUUAGUUACUCCAGUACAUUUAUAAUAAAAUCUUUAAACAAGAAUCAGAAUGCAUGAGUAGUGUGUCACCUGCUUGGGAGAAUUUGAGUUUAGCAAUUUUCUUUGACAUUGUGAAAAAAUUUAUCACUGAAUUUUCAUAAAAAUUCUGGUUAUAAACUUAUAACUCAAAAUUUAUCCGAGUAGAGGAGACUUUUGUGACAGAUAACGACACUGCUACGUCAAGGAUUUUAUAGUUGGG
Durio zibethinus is the source of this 2411-nucleotide messenger RNA. Its product is annotated as hexokinase-1-like. Gene Ontology annotation, molecular function: fructokinase activity; D-glucose binding; ATP binding. The record is from RefSeq and is a predicted model, not a curated record. Lineage: Eukaryota; Viridiplantae; Streptophyta; Magnoliopsida; Malvales; Malvaceae. Gene Ontology annotation, cellular component: mitochondrion; cytosol. Gene Ontology annotation, biological process: glucose metabolic process; glycolytic process; carbohydrate phosphorylation.